Messenger RNA from Meleagris gallopavo (turkey), 808 nucleotides. Lineage: Eukaryota; Metazoa; Chordata; Aves; Galliformes; Phasianidae. The record is from RefSeq and is a predicted model, not a curated record.
AUCCUUAGGCCGAAGGGGGAAAUGUCCGCUUACUUUAGCAAAAGGAGGGAUUUAACGCUGAGCACUACUCGGCCUUCCCGCGGGAAGCCGCAGCCGAGCUCCAGUUCAGCUCGGGGAGCAGUUGUAAAGUCAAACCGCUUAUUUAUUUUUUUGUCUUUGCCUUCUUCUUCCCCUCCCCUUCUUCCUCACUUGCUCCCUCCCCACGCUGUGUAUCUCUUUGCGAUAGAGGGGAGCAGAAAAUACCAUUCGGGCUCAGUACCACUCCGCAGGGUGAGCGGCAGCUCCGAGCGACACGCCCGGAGGCCCUCAGACCUUUGCGUCGGAUGCUGAGGCCCCGAAGGGAAAACAACGAGAAUUCCAACUCCAACAGCCACAAUCCGCUUUCGGCGUCAAUGAACGGGAAUAAGACAGUUUUGGGGAGCUCGGAGGACGAGAAGACGCCGUCAGGAACCCCGGACCACACCUCCUCCAGCCCCGCGUUGCUGCUCGGCUCCAACCCGGGGCUGCAGCCCCUGCACGGCCUGGGCCACCCGCAGGGCCCCAGCGCCAUCCCCGUGCCCAGCGCCGACCCCAUGCACCACCACAGCUUGCAGGACUCCAUCCUCAACCCCAUGUCAUCCAACCUGGUCGAUCUGGGCUCUUAAAACCGCGUACACGCUCCCUCCUUCGCACCUCCUUUACUCUCUUUUUCUCUCUCCUAUUUUUUUUUUUUUUCCCCUCCUUUAUUUUUCCCUCUGAAUCUUUACCAGAGACUUGUAAGUGAUGACAAAGCCCUCAGCGGCAGAGCCGUGCCGCGCCCCUCGGCUGC